UUAGGAGUCGAGGUUGUAAAAUGAAUCAAAGAAUCGAAUCUUUAGGGAGUCGGCUCCCAGUUGGAGGAGUAGCUAGUGUAGGAGUUCUCGGCGGCGGUGUCGCAGUUUGAUGUCGUGCUGAGGUUCGAAGCGUGUUGUUAAAGACCCUGGCAUUAACAAACAGGCGGGGGAGUGAGUCUUCGUGGUGGUUUGUGAUGUAUGAAUGGAUAGUUGACGGGCUGUCGUCGCUGUUCGUUCCGUUUUCCGUGGUUUCUAGAGGCAAUUCGCAAAGCUGGCCUACGAACUGGAGCUCGCCGCCUGAUUCACCACCAACACCACCACCACCACCAAAACCACCUGCCAAGCGGCACUAUCAAAGUGUUCACUCUCCGGAUGGCGUAUCGGAUCACCUGGAAAUAAAAAGACCAAGACGAGAUGUGAUCGCCCGAGUGGUCAAGAAGACUUUCGCCGGGAUCGCAGGCCUGCUCCGUUUGCGACAGCACAAGCCGCAUCGUUAUGAAAGCGAUCGAGGGUGUAGAGAACCUCAGAUUGGACAUGUCGCUCUAGUGGGAAUUGAUGAAAUUCACAGCCACGGCCUAAACCGGUGGACGAUUGAAGGGGAUGUUAAAAUGGAGAAACAGAGUGAAAUGGGGCUGAGUGGUAAAGAGAGGAGCAUGCCAAACUUCUGCAUAGGUGCCCAACCCCUGAUAAGGAAACCUGAAAGCGGAUCAGCGUUAUAUAUGGGAAAUCAGGACAGGCACAGAGAGCGUCCAAACAGAAGGUCACUGCAACUUCUGCCCUCACGCCCUGUCCUCCCCGAGAUGGACGCACCCGGACGCGCCCACAAACCCUGCCUCGCCGUGGAGGAGGCCUUGAAAGAAAGUGACCGAGAGCACUACAGGAAGCUGGUGGAGAUGGUGUCCGAGAAGUACUCGAAGAACCAACCGCUGCCGUUUGGACGCGUGAAACCUCCAAUCACAACUUUUCCUCACGGCCGCACUACGCCCGAGAUCAGCAAACCUACGCCAAUCAAAUUGAACCCUCAUGCACCAUUGUGGAGGAAUUCCGCUUUAAUAAAUCAUACUAAGGACAGUGCACCAGUCAGCGAUGUUGGAAGGAAGAAACCAGAUCAACCUUCUAAUAAAAACCGGCCAGUAGACGUGGAUCUGUCUGUCGAGGUAGAAACCCGGUUGAACCUAAAAGACAGAGAAACCGCUGCAGUGUGCCAGCCGGCGCUGCGGACCCGCUCCGAACUUGUUUUUGACGCAGGGAGGCACCCGGAGGAAGAGUUUCCCAGAGUGACCAAGGAAAUGCAACAGGAGGUGAGUGUUGCUCUGGCACAGAGAGAUCCGGACCUGGUCUUGAGCAGCGCUUUUAAACUGCGCAUCACACAGAGAGAUCUGGCAACCCUGCAGGAGGGAAGCUGGCUCAACGACGAGGUGAUCAAUUUCUACCUUAAUUUGGUGAUGGCUCGAGCAGAGCAGGAUGCAGGUGGAAGGCAGGUGUACUGCUUCAGCACCUUCUUCUUCCCCAAGCUGCAUGGGGGUGGUCACGCCGCAGUGCGUCGCUGGACCAAAGCCGUUGACCUCUUUCUCUAUGACAUCAUCCUCAUCCCGCUGCACCUGGGGGUCCACUGGUCUCUUGCUGUUGUCGACUUGAGAGUGAAGUCAGUGAGGUCAUAUGACUCCAUGGGUCAGAGGCAUGAUGACAUCUGUAACCUGAUUCUGAUGUACAUGAAGGAGGAGUACGAGGUCAAGAAAGGCAAAGAUCUGGAAAUCUUGAAGUGGACCGUGACCAGCUUACGAGCCACUGAGGUUCCUCAGCAGAAGAACGGAAGCGACUGUGGUGUGUUUGUGUGCAAGUAUGCUGACUACAUCGCACGUGGACGCCCUUUUACCUUCAGACAGUGUCACAUGGCGUAUUUCCGUAAAACUAUGAUGUGGGAGAUUCUGAAUCAGAAGCUGCUGCAGCAGUAGGAAGGCAAAAAAACAAACAAUUAAAACGGACAGAACUUGACCAAAGCACCGGACCACACAACUUUCAUCCUCCACAUUACUCUACAGACGUCUGCUUGUCUGCUUCUGUUCUACCUUCACAACCAUCGCAUCUGGCCAGAAUGGAGGUGUUGAAAUUAGAGGGGUGUGUGUGUGUUCAGAUUGUUGAAAGUUUGAAGCAGACGAGCCAUAUAAUCAACACGUGAAGGGUUUUUUAAUUGUAACUGCUUUGUUAAUGAAGCAUGUGUCAUUCCUACGGUUGUCUUAUCGCCCUCUAGGGGUGUAUGUGUGUGUCUGCGCGUGUGUUCAAGAAGUUUGGUUCAAGACUUGGGAUUAAAGGCGUAUUUGAAUGUACACUAAUAUAAAGAAGUUCAGGACGUUCUCUUUUUCUUCAGCAAGGCCAUCAAUAAUCUUUUUCCUGCCAAAAUGGGCUGAACUUAUUGUAGUAUUUUUUUUUUCAGACCAGCAAAAAAAAGGAAGAAAAUAAUUAAUUCCUACGCGAGUCUUAAUUCACUUCAGUUUAAUAGCAAUCACAAGCAACGCCGGAAGUGAAUGUAUGUGCAGAUUUAUGGUACCCGAGCUGCAGGUCGCAGUAAAAGCAGUAUUUAUUGCGCACGGUGACGUCCAGAGUGCCUUGAAGAUGGAUUUUUGUCCAGGUGUUUUUUUUUUUUUUUGUUUGUUUUUCCCCACACUGAAUCUACAAGAGUUGAAGAAUUAUUUUUUUUGAAUGAAAUACACUACUUGUGUGCUACUGGAGGUGUGUGUGUUUGGUUGAAAUGACUGAGGUAUGUACAAUACGACGAGUGUGUGACUACAAAACCAGAUGGUUUUUUUUUUUAAUAUAUAUAUUUUGUGCUGUAUUUGUAAAGAAAGUAUUUUUUUUUUUCAUACAAACUGGAAGUGUGAUGAAAGACAGAAUGAGUUCUUUUUAAAGGUCAGAGUCAGAGAAAAGCCCUUUAAAAGGAGCAACACGUAGCAUUAUUUAUAUCCGGACUCCUAUUUGUAUUAUUCAUUAUAUAUUAAAAAAAGGAUUUAUUUUUUUUCUCUCACCUUCUAAAAUAAAUAGGUGGAUUGGCAA
Silurus meridionalis is the source of this 3051-nucleotide messenger RNA. RefSeq names its product SUMO specific peptidase 2 (gene senp2). The record is from RefSeq and is a predicted model, not a curated record. Gene Ontology annotation, molecular function: deSUMOylase activity. The transcript is spliced from 17 exons. Lineage: Eukaryota; Metazoa; Chordata; Actinopteri; Siluriformes; Siluridae. Gene Ontology annotation, biological process: protein desumoylation. Gene Ontology annotation, cellular component: nucleus. Bases 195 to 1955 code for a protein of 586 amino acids.